Beauveria bassiana ARSEF 2860 is the source of this 1182-nucleotide messenger RNA. Its product is annotated as zinc finger protein. The coding region runs from base 1 to 1182 and encodes 393 amino acids. Gene Ontology annotation, molecular function: DNA-binding transcription factor activity, RNA polymerase II-specific; RNA polymerase II cis-regulatory region sequence-specific DNA binding. NCBI's taxonomy places the organism in Eukaryota, Fungi, Ascomycota, Sordariomycetes, Hypocreales, Cordycipitaceae. The record is from RefSeq and is a predicted model, not a curated record. The transcript has 2 exons. Gene Ontology annotation, biological process: regulation of transcription by RNA polymerase II. Gene Ontology annotation, cellular component: nucleus.
AUGGCCCGCGGCUACUCGCCCCCCGAGUCUCCGCUGUCCUCGAUGCGGUCCUCGGAGCAUUCCGAUGAUGACGGGCACGACUUUGAUGACGCCUCGUCGCGCCCGUCGAAGCGGCUCAAGGUCGACGGUGCCUCGCGGGCGUCGCGCGCAUCUUCCACUGCCGUCCACGACGUCGAGCCCGACCAGGACGUGCCCGAGCCGGACCCUCUCGAGGGCAUGUCGGACUUGUCGUCGGACACGUCGGGCGACAUCCCCAGCUCGCCCGUCAACGCGCGGCUGGACGAGGAGGACUUUCAGGACCAGGUCAGCGUCUGCGACUGGGACGGCUGCGAGGCCGGCGACCAGGGCAACAUGGACCGGCUGGUCGAGCACAUUCACAACUCGCACAUUGAGAAUCGCCAAAAAAAGUACACGUGCGAGUGGAAGAGCUGCCCCCGCAAGGGCCUGACGCAUGCCAGCGGCUAUGCACUCAAGGCACACAUGCGUAGCCACACGAGGGAAAAGCCUUUUUACUGCUACCUGCCAGAAUGCGACCGAUCGUUUACGAGAUCUGAUGCCCUCGCCAAACACAUGCGCACCGUCCACGAGACGGAAGCCCUGCGCCCCUCGGACCCCGUACCCAAGUCCAUGCAGGCCGGUCCGCCCGGCAAAUCGAGCAAGCUCAAAAUCAUCAUCAAGACGCCGCAGUCGCACAGCCACGGUGGCAGCGGCGUCGUCGGCGGCGAGGAUGGCUUGGACGAGCUGCCCGGCCACGGCGAGGACGGCAACGCCGACUACUUUACCGCGCUGACGAGCGAGCUCUUCUCGGCCGACGAGCUCGCCUUUUCCGUCGACAAGCUGUACCGCAAGUGCUUCUGGGAGGCCAAGUGGGCGGACGAGGUUGGCGCGACGCUGCAGCGCGAGUGCCGCGAGUGGGAGGAGGUAUACUACAAGGAGUGGCUUGAAAAGGAGACGCUGCUGUCGCAGGUCAUCCAGAGCGAGGUGGACUGGCACGAGCGCCGACAGGCCAUCUUAAAGGGCGAGGCCGACGUGCAUGUCGGCAACGGCGCGGCAACGACGGUGGAGGCCGGUGUUGUAGAGGAGAGCAGGAUGUCGACGGAGCAGGAGAAUGGCGUUGCGGUAGGCAAGAGUGCGAAUGCUGCCGCUGCUACUACUACCAAAGCAGAGGUCGUCGCCGCUUAG